Molecule: messenger RNA, 3813 nt
Organism: Saccostrea cuccullata (small rock oyster)
Lineage: Eukaryota; Metazoa; Mollusca; Bivalvia; Ostreida; Ostreidae
Product: low-density lipoprotein receptor-related protein 4-like
Biological process (GO): canonical Wnt signaling pathway
Molecular function (GO): Wnt receptor activity; Wnt-protein binding
Source: RefSeq, a predicted model, not a curated record
CUUCUUAUUACUACUAUAGUACAGUGAGAACUUCCUUUAAGAUUGGAUGCUUACUCUGACUUUGUCUCUGUUGUCAUUUUAUAAUUAAUUGUGCCGAAAAUGGAAAUUUUAUUGUGCUUUUUCAAGAUUUUGUUCAUUCUAGAAAUGGGAUAUGCUGUGCGACAUGGGACUAAUCUGUUAUGGUCUAUGAGUCCUUUAGUGAACGGAAAAGCAAGGAUUGUAGGGAUUGAAGGUGACCCAAAUGUAUGGAUUCCCAGUGGUAAUGUAAGUGUCCGCCACAUCAGCGCUCCACAUUCCGCCUGGCAGUUCAGGGGCCUAGCCUUCCACUACCGAUUCAAGACUCUCUACUGGAGCGAGAGGAGCAAACACAGGAUACAAGGACUGAUGUUGGUCAAUCGAUCCACAACGACCAAGACGAUAUUCACAGGAACUUCUGGUAGCAUUGAUGGUUUGGGAGUGGAUUGGAUCUCUAAUAAUCUUUACUCGGUCGAUCCCAAAUACAAUUGGAUCAAGAUGUUUGCUCUAAAAGAAAAUUCGACAGAGGACCCUGUUUAUAAAGUAGUGGUUCAGACAGAUCUUGAAAAUCCUCAUGGGAUAGCUGUUUAUCCACAAAAAGGUCAUUUGUUUUGGAGUGAUUGGGGAUUUUUUCCGAAAAUAGAAAUGUCUGACCUUUUAGGAUUGAAUAGGAGAACUGUCGUAUCGGACAAUAUGCUAGCUCCACGUGGUAUUGCUAUUGACUACAAAGAGAACGUUCUGUACUGGGUAGAUAGCCACAAAAACACCAUAGAGAGUGUACAGUUUAACGGAAACAGUAGGCGAAUCAUUGUUUCUCAAGCAGGCGCCAAAUUCUUCGGAGUAGCUUUAUUUCAGAAAUACCUGUUUGUUUCGGAACAGUUGGAUGGACAUCUGCGAAUUUAUGACAAAAACACAGGAAAAGGCUACAUUAAUUAUCAACUUGGAUAUAUCCCUUAUGACGUCACGAUGUACGACGAAACAUUACAACCAGGAAAUUCAAGUGAAUGCGAUCAGUUGAACUGUGACCAGAUUUGCGUCAAUAUGCCGUUGUCUGGAGCAAGGUGUUACUGUGGUGACGGCUACGAAAUACAAGAAGAUCAGAAAACCUGUGUAGCUUCCAGGUUUUUCAUGCGGCCUGCUCAUAUCUAUGCCAUUAAUGAUGCUAUCUGCCAGUAUCCAGCUAAUUUUGGUCAUAUGUCACUAAAGAACGUUACUUUAUCCAAACAAUGCUUCAUUAAGACCAGGAAAGGCUUCAUGGCGUUAGCUUAUGACGGGGACCAGCGGGUACUUUUCUACUCAGAGAAUGUCACCAAGAGUAUCAGUAAGGUUCAGCUUAAGAGAGGAGAAUAUACAAAAACCAUUGUAAAGGGCAUCGGCAUAGUGAAAGGACUUGCUUUUGAUUGGAUGACUAAAAAUUUAUAUUGGACGGACAGUCAAUAUCAGUGGAUUAUGGUGGCCAGACCAGAUGGGCGAUUCCAGAAACAACUGAUAACCGAAAAUCUUGUAGAUCCACUUGGUAUUGCAGUCCAUCCACAACGAGGAGAACUGUACUGGACUGACCCCGGAAGAAAAGUCAUAGAGGUGUCAUCAUUGAAUGGCGGUGGCAGAAUUGAAAACUUUUUAUGGCAAUGUCAGAAAAUAUUACGUCAGCCAUUCUUUGUUAGGAACCAUUUAUUCUUGGAUUGCACAUCCGACACGUUAUACUGGGCAGAUUCCGGAUUAAAUCAAGUUGUUAGUUACGACCUUGAACUAGGCAUGACAUCUGUUGUUUUCAAAUACCAGUCAGCAAACUUCUAUGGCAUCAGCAAAUUUCAAGAUUACCUGGUUUGGACAGACCAACUGGACAUGAAUGGUAUUCACAUCGCAGACCUGCAGACGAAAAACAAAGUACGGGGAAUUCUUCAUCCACAGACUGGCACAGCUCUUGACGUCAUAGCAUAUGAUGUCCUCAACCAACCCAUUCUUGAUGUGACCUGUGGUGACAACAAUGGGUAUUGUGACCAGCUGUGUCUAGGACUGUAUAAUGACUCGUAUGUCUGCGCAUGCGGAACAGGAUUUCAACUUGGCGAAGACUUGCGAUCUUGUAUAUCAGGGUCAGUUCGAGAAAACUUUGUAAUAGCCGCAGACUCCUACCAGAAACAGCUUUACCAAAUAGAUCUAACGUCUGGUGAUGUCUACGUCAUUGCACCGGAAGUCAGUCACCACAGACCAAUCGCCGUUGGCUUUGAUCCAGUGAGAGGGCACUUGUACUGGACAGAUAAUGAUAAUUCAAAGGGAAAGGCUAUCCAACGAGUCAAUAUAGAAGGGAGGUCUGCCGAAAUUGUCAAAGCCCUCGAUGAAGAUUCUAUUGUUGAUGGUCUUGCAGCUGACUAUACAAACCGUCUUUUGUUCUACACGGAUACAGGCCUAGAUCGUAUUCAAGUUAUUUCAAUGGACAACUAUCUAAUAUGCAAGACAAUUAUACAAGAUAACCUUGACGAACCUAGGGCAAUAACCAUUCAUCCUCUGAAAGGGCUUUUGUUCUGGUCUGAUUGGGGAAGUAAACCAAAGAUAGAAUUGGCCAACAUGGAUGGUAGCGAACGAAGGAUUUUCCUUGAUCUGAAUGGAGAAGCCUGGCCAAAUGGUCUUAUAAUAGAUUAUCAAGAAAAUGUUUUGUACUGGGUUGACGCCAAACAGAAUACGAUUGAGGCCAAGCCUAUCGAUGGAGGGGACAGAAGACUUGUUGUCAAAGAGUCAGAUGCACAUUACUUUGGGAUCGCUCUAAACGGCAACAAUCUUAUCAUUACUGACUGGAAAACAAACUACCUGAAAACGAUACCUAAAACUACUGUGAAUGGAGAAUCUUCGCAAAUAAAGCAAUUAGGUCCCGGAGCCUUCUCACGAUUGAACGGAUUGGCUUCGUAUAACUCAACAUAUUUAGUAAGAGGUGCAAAUGGAUGUACUAGUGUUUUCACGUGUGACCACAUAUGUAUACCCCUUCCCAGACUAAAAUUUGUUUGCGCAUGCGCAGAUGGAUAUAAAGAAAUGGGAUAUAGAUGUAUAAAAACUGAUGAAAAUGCUACGUCAAUAGAUUCUCAGGCAAAGUACGUCCCAAGGUCAAGGGCAUCUAGCGAGUAUAUAACAUAUCCCGACUCUGGUUUAUCAAAAGGCGGCAUCAUCGCUAUAGCUGUUGUAUGUGUGGUAGCCUUUAUCAUAAUUAUAUCCGCCAUAUUUGUUUUUACUCGCUGGAGGACAGGAAGAAUAAGACACGAGCGGCUGAGGGACACUUCUGAUAAUCAAGUGGACAAUUUCUACAGAAUCACCUUCCCCGACAAACAGCAAGAGUCCGUUAGUUUUGAUUCAGGAAUUGACCAGUAUGAUCAAGCACCAAGAUCAUGAGUGUUCAUUAUUUUUAAUUGCCGUAGAAAAUCCAUAGACACGUCCUUCACUGACCAAAUUCCCCCUAGGCAAUACAGAGUGGAUUAUUAUGUGAAUAUUGUGUCAAAGAAUUCUGAUGAAAGGAAUAUCCGAUUAGGUGAUUUGUAGCUUCACUGCAUAGUUUUAGUACGAUAACUGCUCAUCUCUAUCAUAGAAUCUAAAAAGAAAUCCAAAAAAGAAUGACAAGAAUAACAAAAUCCUAAUAGUCCUUUUGGAUAAAGUUCAUCAUAAAAACAAUAAUGUGAUCAUUAAGGCAUUCCAUGAUAUUCAUUAUUCAGUAUGUUUGUAACCAUUUAUUUCCAUUGAAUUUCAAAGGCAUGGGUAUUGCUCAUGUCAUGUCAUGUUCAUGUAAUGUUUCCAAAAAAAAAACACACCAAAAAC